Bemisia tabaci is the source of this 1907-nucleotide messenger RNA. Lineage: Eukaryota; Metazoa; Arthropoda; Insecta; Hemiptera; Aleyrodidae. The record is from RefSeq and is a predicted model, not a curated record.
CAGUCCUGUCCCAACUAUGUUUGGUGUCGUAGCGCCACCGCCGUGUUCGUCGUGAUCGCUAUCUUUUUUAUCAGAUCACACACUUUUCCCCUCUCUCUUGAUUACGCACGCCGAUAUCAACUCCUCCAGAUUUCGUGGUCCUUGCCGUCUCGCGAUCUCGUCAUCGAUAUCAGUGCGCUGUCGUUGACCCCGUUUGAAUUUCGGACUCAAUUUUUCGUGAAUUUUCCUCCGCGAUCAUGCGUUCCGGUUCGGAUUCCUGUGCGCUCCCGGCGUUUUGAAUUUUCCCGGGAAAGCGGGCAUCGGAUUCAGUGAUAGUUCGUGUGUUUGUGAUCGAAUUCUUGUGAUGAUGGCCUCCAGGAGUGUUUGCCGGUCGAGGAUGUGAGAGGACUCGAUCCCUAUGAUUUUUGUUCUCUUCAAAAAGUUCCUUUUAUUUUUCUUUCGUUUAAGUUUCUAUGAUUUCCUAUUUGUUGAAAUUUUAAAUAUUAUAUCUCAAAGUGACCAAGUCCUAACUGUUCUGUAGUUCUCGGCAGUGUUUGUCAACAUGAAGUGCGCUCUUAAACGGACUUUAUGAGGCGGCUUUAAAUAAAAAGUCACAAUUAUUGUUGGAAUGGACAUGACAAGUGCGGAGCCCAGUACUCAUCGGAGUUGGUACGACACUACCUCCGUGGGUAGGGGCGAGGAUGCCAUCGACAACAUGGCCUCUUCGGUGGUUGAGCACAUGAGUUCCUUGUUCGUAUCGCACCAUGGCGCGGGUCUCGAACCCAGCCCUCGGGAUUACCGUGCUCCCUACCAAAUCUCUCGCUAUUACCACCAGCAAAUGCAUUCACCUUACGCCUCAGCUGCCUCACACGCGGCAGCGAGGCAGGUAUGUCGGCCGCCACCCCACUUCGCGCAUGCGCACCACGGCUCGCUCCACUCGUGGCUGAGCAACGACACGAAACAGCAGCACCACCAGGACUCGAGUUGGUGCUCACCGUUCAACAGCUCGAACGAGUUCCCGAGCAUAAAAUCGCCGACGGGGAACAGCCAAAGUCAUUCGGGGCUCACGAGUAGUCAUUCGGGGAGCGGGGGAGGCGGAGGCGGCGGCGGCGGUGGAGGCGGGAGCGGGGGCGGGGGCACUUCCUCGGCCCCUGCGACGUCCUCCUCGUCGACCUCAUCGACGCACCCCAUGUUCAGCUUCCCCCCGACGCCCCCGAAGGACGCGACGCCGGACAGCGUCACGGCUGCGUCGACGAUCAACACGUCAACUUCCUCGACGUCGAACGAGUACACGAACGCGAUCGCCCACGCUGCCUCGAUGGGCGUCGGUGUCGGUGUAUUCCUUCACCCCGAACAGACUGGCUCAUGUGAUAUGAAACCCAUGCUCAACUCGGGCUCCUCAAAGCAACGAGAAGGUACUAACUCCUCGUCUGGGACCGCCUCUCCCAGUAGCUCUAGUUCCUAUCCGCCUUACCAACUCGAUUCCUAUUCCUAUCCCUACCACCACCACUCACCUGUCCCCAUGUUCAAACAUCAAAACUCAUCUAAUCAGUUAGUUAAAUCGUCGACGGCAACCUCCAGAAACAAGUCUAGAACAAGUGCCGCAGAAGGUCGCGAGUGCGUGAACUGCGGAGCAACGUCAACGCCCCUUUGGCGUCGGGACGGCACCGGACACUACCUCUGUAACGCCUGCGGAUUAUAUUAUAAAAUGAAUGGCCAAAACAGGCCGCUAAUUAAACCUAAAAGAAGACUGUCAUUACAAUCGGCCGCGCGGAGAGCAGGGACUAGUUGUGCAAAUUGUAAAACAACGACAACGACCUUAUGGAGGAGAAAUCAAAAUGGGGAACCUGUAUGCAAUGCGUGUGGCCUUUACUAUAAGCUACAUAAUGUAAGUUGGAUUUCAUGCUUAAUUUGUUAGCUGACAAUGA